UCAGUGCGCACAGUGCCCCGCACUCGCCUGCGAUAAAAAUUGGAGGAAGAUUUCGCCAUUAUAUAUACCGCACUCGCCGGUCGCCGCAACUUCUCAUCACAUCGCAACCGGGACACCCCGUCUAAUCGAAUUCGAAUCGCGCCUGGAGGCUGGAGGACACCACCGACGCGACAUAGACAUGGACGGCGGCUUCGCCGCUCGAAGCUACCAUAUCGAUGACUCCACCGCCGCCACCGGGCGCCUCUCGAGGCGGCGCAAGUUGAGGGUUAAGCACGAGCCCUAUCCCUUCGACUACUACUACUACGACUUCUCCGAUUUCCGGUGCCGUGCCGGCGGCAGCCGCCUCGACGAUGACGGCUCGCACUUGGCAGGCAAGCGCCGCUGCACGGCCGUCUCGUCGUCCGCCGCCGCCGUCGACCCGAUGCGCCACGGCCACGUUUCCCAGGCAGCAAAGAGGUUAGAUCCGGUUGUCUCCAACGGGCCCAUGGCUGCCACCGCUACGCCGCCCACAGCGAGUCCGGCCGCAGGGACGGUGCCUCCGCCACCGGCCCCAGCCUCCGCGGCCCCGGCACCCAGCGUGCCGCCGAACGUGGGGCGAGCAGCCCCGCCGGUCACCGGCGUCGUGCCCAGGACGUCGUCUUCUUAUUUGCGUUUGAUGAGACCGCGGCGCUCUACGCUACUUGGUUCUGUGCGUCCAUCAUCUGGCGUUUUGUCGAUGGAGGGCCUCGCCGGAAGAUCUGCAUCCGCUCCAAAGGCGGCGCCUUUGGGAAAGCACGCGACUUGGGAGAAGUACGGUCGGGACAUAACAGCUGACGCCGGCAAGAUGGACCCAGUGAUCGGCCGCGACGAAGAGAUCGACCGCGUCGUAUGUAUCCUCAGCCGCCGGACCAAGAACAGCGCCAUGCUCGUCGGCGCUCCCGGUGUCGGCAAGACGGCCAUCGCCGAGGGCCUGGCGCAGCGCAUCGCGGCAGGGGCCGUUCCCGCACCGCUCGUUGGGGCGCGUGUCGUGGAGGUCGACCUCGGCGCGAUGGUUGCCGGGACCCAGUACCGCGGCAUGUUCGAGGAGCGCAUGAAGAAGGUGAUCCAGCAGGCGGAGGCUGCUGACGGCAAGGUCGUGUUGUUCAUCGACGAGGUGCAUAUGCUACUUGGCGCUGGGCAGACCAAGGAUGGAUCAAUGGAUGGUGCCAAUCUGCUGAAGCCUGCUCUGGCUCGUGGCCGCAUCCGCUGCAUUGGCGCCACGACGUUCGAUGAGCACCGCAAGUAUGUUGAGAAGGAUGCUGCGUUUGAGCGACGGUUCCAGAAGGUGCACGUGCAGGAGCCAAGCGUGCCGGCGACAAUUGACAUUCUUCAGGGCCUUAAAAAGAAAUAUGAAGAGCACCAUGGCGCUGCAAUCCAGGACGCGGCCAUAGUAGCAGCUGCCCAGCUUGCCAAUCGGUACAUUACAGGUCGCCAAUUUCCUGACAAGGCAAUUGAUCUUAUUGAUGAAGCAUGUGCCACUGCAAGGAUGCAAAAAGAUAACAUAUUGAAAGGAAGUACAGCGCACCUUCUCCCUGAAAAUGCCGCCAACGAAGCUAUUGUUUCACCAGGCCAAAUCGCAGAGGUUGUGAGUCGAUGGACUGGCAUUCCUGUCAAUACACUUGACAAGGAUGAGAAGGAAAGGUUAAUGCACUUGGCAGAUAGAUUGCGCGAGCGAGUUGUUGGCCAGGAAGCAGCAGUUAAUUCAGUAGCACAAGCUGUGCUAAGGUCAAGGGCUGGUUUGGAUCAACCUGGCCAACCAAUAGGCUCUUUUCUUUUCUUGGGAUCAACUGGUGUUGGGAAGACAGAACUUGCAAAGGCUCUUGCGGAACAGCUGUUUGACAGUGAGAAGAUGUUGGUGCGGUUUGACAUGUCUGAAUUUGUUGGCACUCACUCAGUGCUACGUCUCAUUGGGGCACCUCCCAGCUAUCAUGGACAUCAGGAUGGAGGACAGCUAACCGAGAAAGUCAGGCAAAAGCCAUACAGUGUAAUUCUUUUCGAUGAAAUUGAGAAGGCCGAUCCAGCAGUGUUUAAUGUUCUUCUCCAGCUUCUUGAUGAUGGUUUGUUGACUGAUGGUAAAGGCAGAAUUGUUGAUUUUAAAAAUACCAUCAUCAUUAUGACUUCAAAUCUUGGAGCUGAGUACCUAAUGGAAGCAAUAUCUGGUGAAAAAACAAUGGAGGCUGCACGUGACCUUGUCAUUAAGCAGGCACAGAAACAUUUCAGACCUGAGUUCCUGAACAGGCUGAGCGAGCUUGUGGUAUUUGAGCCACUAUCCCAAGAUAAAAGGAGGGAGGUUGCUAACAUUCAUAUGAAAGGCAUCAUUGCUCGUGCAGCAAAUAAGGGCAUCACUCUAUCCGCAAGCGAUGCUGCUUUGGAUGUAGUCUUGUCAGAGUCAGACGACCCACAUUAUGGUGCAAGGCCAAUCAGGAGGUGGUUGCAAAAGAAUGUGAUGACAAAGCUCUCAGAGAUGCUUUUUAAAGGAGAAAUUGAUGCAGAUACUGCUGUCAUUAUUGAUGCUUGUGAUGAUAAGAAAUGUCUGAAGUAUGAAGUCGUGAAGAACGUGCCAACAAGCGAGGCUCUGCACCGUCGACUUGUUGUGGAGAUUCCUAGUGACUCCGACAGUGACGAUGACCUAUAGCCAACCAAAAUGAAGAGGAUAGCCAUAUCAUCUUCUGGGGAAUAAAUUUUCAAGCUUCUGCCAUGCUGGGAAAUUAAUCAUUAUAUAUUUAGUAUAGUUAGGUUGCUAUGAACUUGGUGAGAAUUCCAUAAUAAUAAAUUGGAUUCACUUUCUUACAUCAUGACAUGGCACUAAAAAUGCAAAAUUGGCCUGCCAUUUGAAUAUGAGUAUAUGACGUAUAUGCACCA
Sorghum bicolor (sorghum) is the source of this 2880-nucleotide messenger RNA. RefSeq names its product chaperone protein ClpB1. The record is from RefSeq and is a predicted model, not a curated record. The coding region runs from base 179 to 2653 and encodes 824 amino acids. Gene Ontology annotation, biological process: cellular response to heat. Gene Ontology annotation, cellular component: cytoplasm. Lineage: Eukaryota; Viridiplantae; Streptophyta; Magnoliopsida; Poales; Poaceae. The transcript has 6 exons. Gene Ontology annotation, molecular function: ATP binding; ATP hydrolysis activity.